CUCCUGCAACACAGGCAAUACAUCAUGUUCUCCUCUGAGCUCUGUCAAGGACUAUCUAUUUGAGAACUCUGUGUGUGUGUGUGUGUGUGUGUGUGUGCUUGUGAGAGCAGGGAUCUAGAAAGUGGGCAGAGAGAACUACCACACCCUGGGAGCAUUUGCCUCCACUGCAAGGAGCUACGCAGGCCUUUCCAUUCACCUCUCCCUGCCUCAUAUCCUCUACCUCACUACAUUCCUCUUUCAUUUCCUUCUACAUCUUUUUUCCUCUCGCUCCAUUUCCUUUUCCAUAAAACACACUUUCUCCUUGGUCUUCAUUCCAUCUCCUCUUCACGCCUCUUCUCCUUCCUGCUGGCUGGUUUCCCAGGAUGCCUUGUUCCAGGCCGCUUCGCUAGGCCCCAGCAGCAUGGGCGGAGCCUGGGUGGGGAGAGAGAGCACAGAUUGGACCCUUCCCCUCAGGACGGGCGUGCUGGCGGGUCACCUUCCCUCAUCUUCAGAUGGGCGAGGACGCUGAGAGCCCCAAAAUCAACCACACCUUCCUGCGAGACUAUGUCACUGAAGCUGAUGUCAUCUCUACAGUGGAGUUUAACCACACAGGGGACCUGCUGGCCACAGGAGAUAAAGGUGGCCGAGUGGUCAUCUUCCAGAGAGAGAUUGAGUCUAAAGGGGAGUCAGAGGAGACAGGGGAGACGGGGGACUCUGGGGAGUACAAUGUCUACAGCACAUUCCAGAGCCACGAGCCAGACUUUGACUACCUGAAGAGUCUGGAGAUUGAGGAGAAAAUCAACAAGAUCAAAUGGUUACCACAACAGAAUGCAGCACAUUUCCUCCUUUCCACAAAUGAUAAGACAGUUAAACUGUGGAAGGUGAGUGAGAGAGACAAGAGACCAGAAGGAUACAACCUGAAAGAUGAGGAGGGGCGGCUCAAGGAUGUCUCUACCAUCACCUCUCUGCAGGUGCCGGUGCUAAAACCUACCGAUCUGAUGGUAGAGGUUCGUCCCAGAAGAGUGUUUGCAAACGGACAUACGUACCACAUCAACUCCAUCUCAGUCAACAGUGAUGGUGAGACGUACCUGUCUGCUGAUGACCUCCGCAUCAAUAUGUGGCACCUGGGCAUCACAGACCGCAGUUUCAAUAUUGUGGACAUCAAACCAGUCAAUAUGGAAGAUCUGACAGAGGUGAUAACAGCAGCCGAGUUCCACCCUCAGCACUGCCACUUGUUUGUGUAUAGCAGCAGCAAGGGCACCCUACGGCUCUGUGACAUGAGAGCGUCCGCACUCUGUGACAGACAUACCAAAUCAUUUGAGGAGCCUGAGGAUCUAGGGAGCCGGUCCUUCUUCUCAGAGAUCAUAUCAUCUGUGUCGGAUGUCAAGUUCAGUCACAGUGGACGCUACCUGCUGACGAGAGACUACCUCACCGCCAAGGUGUGGGACCUGAACAUGGACAAAGGCCCUGUGGAGACAUACCAGGUCCAUGAAUACCUAAGGAGUAAACUAUGUUCCCUGUAUGAAAACGACUGCAUCUUUGACAAAUUCGAGUGUGUUUGGAACAGCACAGAUAGUGUGAUUAUGACAGGGGCGUACAACAGCUUCUUCCGAAUGUUUGACAGAGAGACGGGUCGAGGUGUAACCCUGGAGGCGUGGCGGGAAAGCAGUAAGCCUCGGGCUGUGCUACGGACCCGACGUGUCUACACCGGUGGUAAGCGUCGUCGUGGAGAUGUGGGCGUUAAUAGCCUAGACUUCACAAAGAAAAUCCUGCACAUGGCUUGGCACCCAUCUGAGAAUAUCAUUGCCAUAGCAGCCACCAACAAUUUGUACAUCUUCCAGGAUCGUGUCAACCCUGAGACGCAGGCACAGUGACAGUGAUGGGAAUAUGGGCAGCAGCAGACAGUGCUUUCCUCGAAUCUGAACAACAAACAGUGACUCAAAUUAUUUGGAGAUAAGGCACAGGGAGUGGACAGCCUUUAUGAGUAUUCUAAAGCAAGCUGUUUCACAACAUCCUGAGAUGAAACAUCUAUUUGUAUUGAUAAAAAGAUUGGACUAAUGACCAAAUGACAAGAGUUCAUUUUUUUCUGUCUCCAAGGAAGGUGUGUAACAUUUUGUUCCAUCACUGAGAUGAACUGAUGACUUUAGUGCCCAUCAAGACAUGUUUUGGUUCCACUCUCUUCCCACAUUUUGAAGAUGUUUGUGUAACUGCCCCACUGUAGAGGCAGUAAAAGAGGUGCAGGGACACCUCUCCAUCAGCAUUGACUCAGUGCAGCUGACCACACAGUGUUGCACUCCUCUGGUACCAUUUGACACAAAAAGGAUAUGUGUUAGGUAGCAACAAAAAAAGAACGCUAUACAAAACAUGAAGGCCUUGCGAUGAUUAGACUGUGGAUUCAAAAUGACUUGAAUGAAUCUAAACAUUUUCUCACAAGUGUAGAAUAUUAGGAGUGGUGUUAUUGUACAGCUUGUCACAGCAACAUCCCAAUCUUUUUUUUUUUUAAUCGGGAGAGAACAGCAGCUGAACCUCUCCUUUAGAGCAGUGCUCUUGGAGUCUGCUUGCACAAUUCACCCGUAUUCUUUCCCCGAUCCACUUUGCAAUAAUAACACUAACAAAAACACAGUGCGGCAGUAUUCCUGCUUUAAAACAUCAGCUUUUCUUCUACAGGUAACAUAAAGUAAAUGUAUACACUCUUUUUACUGUUAGUUGUAAAUAUUCUGUUCUUUUUGUUAAGAUGAUGCUGAUUUUGCUUCCAGAAGACUAAAAGGUAAAAGAUGUGCUAUGACUAGUACAUUACAAGCAGACCUGAGAUCUCACUUAUAGAAAGGCUGUGGAAUCGCACUAUUCCAAGUACACAUAAAGGGGCAUAUGCUUGUAGCAGUACAUUUGUAUAUACUGUAGGUAUUGCUGGCUCAAGAGAGGGGCAAAUUGUGCACAGAACAACACUUACUGUUUAGUUGUGUGUAUUAAUCCUGUAUUGGGUUUUGAUUGCUGAUCAAAGUCCUUUUCCUUGUCUAAAGUCUACAUAGUUACAAGGCAAAUUAUUGUAAUUGAGGGAGACAGCUGAUCAAAGUUGAAUUACUGCUGUGUUAAUUUAAAAUGAGCAAAGUGUUCAUUUUCUAAUGCACCAGAAUAUUUUAUAAUAGAAUAAAGGAUCUUAUAAUCAAAAGUUGGAAUCUAAGCACAUUGUUCAUAGCUACAUACAAUGUGUGAUGACUAAGGUUGUGUCCAGUGUGUCUGAAGGUCAGAGUAUCAUCAGUGCAAUAUCUCAUGUAUAGUACAUGUACAUUGCUGAAACAUCUGUACAGUGAAACAAUAAUGUCAGUUUAUCAUAUCACAGGUUCUUAAUGUCAUUUAUACUGUAUACCUCACAGUGCCACAUACUCCUCUGGGGUGUGACACUGAAAGCCUACCGUAGGAUGUACAGUGGUAAGGUAAUGUCUCCGUUGGACUGAAUUGUGUGACCUGGUUACAAUUUGAUUGUUUACAGUGCAGUGCUUUGUAUUCAAGUGACCUUGGCCCUGGUGGGAUUAUUCUAAGUGAUCUGGAUGUACACCCUUCCAGGUGGUGUAAAGGAAUCAGUGUAGAGGUGGAAAGUAUCGUGUCCCUUUGCACUUUUUCAAAAUCUGACAAUUAGUCUGUCUGAUGGAUCGAUGACAGUUCACUGUGGAAACCUCAAAGCCCAAGGAAAGAAGAAAACCUGUUGUAUUUGUUCCACUUGUCUGCACCACUUUUGGUUUAAAGAUCACAGCUCACAGACAUUUACUUUGCAGUCUGUGGGCUAGGGGUUUCUCUUGUAGACACCCCUUUUUUUUCGGUCUUUACGGUUCAUUAGUGUUGUUUAAUGCAGGCUCAGUGUAGCACUGAUUGGCUUAACAGCGUACACAAAUCCAUGAUGAUGACAACCCACAAGAAAAUAUCUUAGUGAUAGGCCACCUAAAGCAUUAUGUAAGUUCCCGUCCUCCAGUGGUGAGCUAUAGUUUAGAACAAGUCAAGUGUGAUCGCAUCAUAACCACGACCACAUAUAACCAGUGAGAGGACUUGUGUCCGGAGCACAGCAGUAGCAGCAUGCUGUCAUUACUCAAUGCUACUAGUGUGUAUAUCUAUCAUACUUUAAAAAGACAACUCUAACGAUACAAAAAACUGAAAGCAAAUGAGGUGAUUGAAAGGAAUGUGCAUUAAUAAAAUUCCA
Monopterus albus (swamp eel) is the source of this 4171-nucleotide messenger RNA. It is a transcript of the gene ppp2r2ca, whose product is annotated as protein phosphatase 2, regulatory subunit B, gamma a. The record is from RefSeq and is a predicted model, not a curated record. The transcript is spliced from 10 exons. The coding region runs from base 492 to 1853 and encodes 453 amino acids. Gene Ontology annotation, cellular component: protein phosphatase type 2A complex. Lineage: Eukaryota; Metazoa; Chordata; Actinopteri; Synbranchiformes; Synbranchidae. Gene Ontology annotation, molecular function: protein phosphatase regulator activity; protein binding.